Messenger RNA from Diaporthe amygdali, 1509 nucleotides. RefSeq lists its product as uncharacterized. Gene Ontology annotation, molecular function: monooxygenase activity; iron ion binding; oxidoreductase activity, acting on paired donors, with incorporation or reduction of molecular oxygen. The transcript is spliced from 4 exons. The record is from RefSeq and is a predicted model, not a curated record. Bases 1 to 1509 code for a protein of 502 amino acids. Lineage: Eukaryota; Fungi; Ascomycota; Sordariomycetes; Diaporthales; Diaporthaceae.
AUGCCCCAAGCCUUAGGAUCGUCACCAAUGCAAAGCUCGCGAUUGUGUAUACUUGCCGCUUGGUUUGGUGCCCUCUCUCACCUGCUCUACUACAUCAAGGGUUAUCGUGACCCUCAAAGUCCUUCCAUCGCCCUCGUGCACUCACUGCUACUUCCGGUGAUUGCGACUGCCAUCACAACGACUCAAGGCCUGAAUGUCGUCUCAUUUUUGGCAUCGUUUCAAAUAUGGACAUCAUAUCACGUGGGCUUGUUCGCGAGUAUCGUCCUAUACCGCGUCUACUUCCAUCCUCUUGCCCGGGUGCCAGGCCCCUUUUGGGCGAAGGUCACGAAAAUCCCAACCAUCGCCAUCGCGCGGCACGGCAAGCUGCAUGAGCUGCAUACAGAAUGGGCGAGGAAGUAUGGAACAAUUGUACGAAUCGCCCCCAAUGAAUUAUUGAUCACCUCGGUCAGCGCUAUCGAUACGAUCCACGGUCUACGCUCGACAGCCACAAAACGACAUACCUUUUAUGACUAUGUCCAAUUUCAUGGCGCACUCAAUCUCGAUUCUUUGUAUGAUCGAAAGGAGCAUCGUGACCGCAAGCGGAUUUGGGUCUUUGCGAUGAGCAAUGAAAAUAUGAAGACCUACGAGCUCAAUGCACGGGACUCGACACGCCCUUGGCUGGGCAGACUAUCAGCUGCGUCUGCGGCAGAGACCCCGCUAGAUGUGUCUUUGUACAUGAACCUCCUCACAUUUGAUAACAUGACAAGAACUGGUUUCUCAAUUGACUCUGGGACUGUGAAACUGGGCGUCAAGAACCGUACGAUGCAGCUGAUGGAGGCCAACUUCGCCAGGAUAGCGGCGUCAGCACACAGCAUUUGGCCGUUGCGACUUCUCAGUAGACUGGGACUGCUGAAGGGAGAGGACCAAGUUGAUAUCAUGAGAUACUUUUUCGAUGACUUCCGAUCCGAAAAGCCCAGAGGAUUUCACGAUCGCCGGGCCAUCUAUGCCGACGCCCAGGCCGUAAUGGUUGGCGGCACCGAUACACUGUCUUCUCUCUUGACGCAUUGCUUCUAUUACCUGGCCAAGGACUCAGCCAUGCGAAAGCAGCUCAGACAGGAACUGGCACCCGCCUUUGGAAAGUCAUAUCCUAGAGAGUUUGCUUACAAAGACAUCGAUUCCUUACGUUUAUUAGACUCAGUGAUUAUUGAGACGUUGAGAAUGCACAGCCCGACGUGCAACAACGGUCCUCGAGUAACGACAGAAGAUACCGCUAUUGACGGCUUGCUGAUUCCAAAGGAUAUCGUUGUCUACGUCGGCAUCCACAGCACACAGAGAAGCUCGUUCGUUUGCGUUGGUACACGCUUGGCGCUCAUGGUGGCGAAAAUUGUGCUUUCGUAUACGGUAUUUCUCUACGACUUCGAAUUGUCGCACGAUCAAGCUGCAUCCGACUUUCUGAAUGACAGCAAGAACCAGCUCAUUCUCAAGCCAGGGAGAUUGGAAUGUGUGUUCACUAAGCUCGGUUCCAGCUGA